Molecule: messenger RNA, 559 nt
Organism: Asparagus officinalis (garden asparagus)
Lineage: Eukaryota; Viridiplantae; Streptophyta; Magnoliopsida; Asparagales; Asparagaceae
Exons: 3
Coding region: 31-516 (161 amino acids)
Source: RefSeq, a predicted model, not a curated record
GAGGAGGAACAAACCGAGCCGGACCCUCACAUGCUUUCUGCAGAGGAGAACAUCAAUCUCACACAGAACUUGAUGGGUCAUAAUAGGAGAGGAAGAUAUCCUCUACAUGGUGUCGGAGCUUCACCUGGUAUAAGCAUCAGAUCGUCCACAGCAUCCUCCACACCAUCUACAUCGACGAGAGCAGCCACAAGCAGUUUCCAGGCUAUGCCAUUUGUCGCACGUAUCUCUGCGUAUCUGAUUGACAAAAUUGGCCUGGAGCUGCAUAUUCAGGUGACUAAUGAGAUGACUAGAGUUGCGCUGACGGCGAACUCGAUGGACGAUCUCAUGGGGUAUGUUAUACAAUAUUUAGGCGGUGCUAUUCCUUAUAGCGCGUAUGGUGGUGUCAUACGGAUCAUUAGCUCGAUUGGCGAUAAUUCCGGCGCUAGACAGAGUAGUGCUCAGAGUGGAGAUAUUGGAGGGAACAGCACCCGUUCUCGUAAUCGGGAUAGAGAUACCCCCGCCGACGACGAUGGAUGAGGUUUUUUUAUUUUUAAUGCAAUAAACAGUUUUAUUUGUUAUA